AUGGCGUACAUAAUCUUAAGAACUCUACUCAUAUUGCUCGUUUUUAAAGCAAUAUUUGACGAAUUAUCGUAUGAGAAUUCGACUAUACAGAUUAACAAAACUGUCAGCAGAAAAUGCGAAAGCCUUGUGGUGGUUAUCCGUUUGAAUUCCGAAUUUAAGGCAAAUAUAUUUGCUUGGAGGGCGACAAAGACAACGGCGAAAUGUAAUUCAAAGGCCUCGAGGCUGAUUAUUGGGGGGAAACAAGCUCUCCGUUUCAUAGAGUAUGCGUUGGCAGCUAUUAUUCUACAACGAUCGGGUGAUGUGGCUAUAUUAUUGAAUCCUGGUCCAAGGGACAUGAAUCUACCGGUGAACCAUCUUCACUUUGGGCAACUUAAUGUCAAUGGUUUAAGAAAUAAAACACACGAAGUUCAGGAUAUGCUUUUGAAUUCUGGAAUGCACUUUCUUGGCCUGACAGAGACGAAGCUAGAUGAUGUAGUUUUAGACGGAUCGCUGGUAAUCGAAGGGUAUCAGUUUCUGAAAAAGAACAGAGACGCGAGGGGAGGCGGAAUAGGUCUAUACUAUAAGGACGCUUUUGUAUGUAAAGCAAGGGACGAUCUAGCUUCUCCUGAUAUUGAAGCUUUAUGGGUAGAAAUUUAUAGACACCGUGCACCAACGAUGCUACUUGGAAUCUUUUACUGCCCACCGAAGUCUAAUAGCGCUUAUAUGUCAAAAGUGUUCGAUUCCUGGGAAAAAGCAACCGAUGAAAAUAAGGCGACCUAUAUUCUAGGCGACUUUAACAAAAAUUGGUUCGAUGAGGAAGAGUCGGCGUUAAUGAGGUAUUAUGCUAACAUUUGUUGUUUUACUCAAGCAGUCGAGCAGUCUACACGGACAGUGCGAACAGCUAGUUAUAAUGCAUCUACAUGUCUUGACCUAGUAUUUACAAACAGAGCCGAACAAGAUCUGUAUAAAUGCGAAGUUAUUCAAAUAUGCUUCAGUGACCACGAUUUUACAGUAUUAUCGAAUAGGACUAAAAUUCCCAAAGGACCGGGUAGAGUGGUUUACAAACGUAGUUACAAACACUUUUCUAAAGACAAAUUCAUUAGCGAUCUGAAAUUAAUUCCGUUUUGGUUGGUCGAACUGUCAGAUGACCCAAAUGAAGCACUAAAUACUUUCAUCCAUUUGUUUACGGACAUUGUAGAUAUUUACGCACCUUUAAAGAAAUUUACGAUCAAAGCAAAACCGGCACCAUGGCUAACGGAGAGAAUUCGUGACUUGAUGAACCUCAGAGACGCAGCUAAGUUAGAAGCAAAAAAAUCUGGUUUUCUUUCGGACUGGGCUGUUUAUCGAAAACUGAGAAACUAUGUUGUAAAAAUGAAUAGAGAUAGUAAGAAAGAAUUCUACUUGGACGCCAUAAACAAGAGCGAGAAAAACCCAAAGUCUAUGUGGAACACUAUCAACGGUCUGUUAGGUAGAUCCAAUCACGUCACACCAACAAGCGUAGAAUGUAAUGGAGAGGUUUUUACUAAGUCAAAGGAUAUAGCAAAUCAUUUUUCUAAGUUUUUCGAACAAAAAGUUCUGAAGUUCAGAUCGGAAAUGAGCGAUGCAAUCGAUCGUGAGUACGUGUCUGACUCAAUUAGCAAAGUCAUGGCUGGUAAAUAUUGUCACCCGGCAUUUGAAUUCACUCCACAAAGUCUAUCUAUUGUCAAAGGACAUCUGAGUAAUCUUCCGAACAGUAAAACAUCCGGAGUGGAUAAUAUUGACAAUUAUUUACUUAAUAUUGCAUCUGAAGUCAUUGCUGCACCUAUCAGGCAUAUUCUAAAUUGUUCAUUUACAACAUCAACGUUUCCAGAUCAAUGGAAAAUUGCUAAAUUACGUCCGAUUCCUAAAGAUAGAAAAAAACCUUUUGAUGAUGAGAACUCUCGUCCUAUUAGUCAGUUAAAUAUUCUAAGUAAACUGCAUGAGAAAGCAGCGUUUCAGCAAAUCAAUCAGUAUCUCUCGGUGAACAAAAUAAUGGUGAUGAAUCAACAUGCCUACAGAGAAAACCAUAGUACAGAGACAGCACUAAUUCAGUUAACAGACGACUGUCUAAGAAACAUGGAAAACGGACUGCUCACCGGUGUAGCAUUGUUAGACUUUAGUGCUGCUUUUGAUCUAGUUGAUCAUGAUUUACUAUUGUUGAAACUGAAAGACUAUAAUUUUUCUGAAGGGGCCAUCGACUGGAUCAAAUCAUAUCUCACAGGCAGAAUUUCGAUGGUUAACAUAAACGGUGAAUUUUCUAGUCCAACGAAAAUUGUCUGUGGAGUACCCCAAGGAAGUUGUCUUGGACCUAUGCUGUUUAGUCUAUUCAUUAACGAUUUACCAUCUGUACUGGAUACAGCUAGUAUUACCUUGUAUGCUGAUGACAGCACUCCAUACCAUGUGGCAGAAAAUGUCAAUUUAAUAUCAGAAAAUCUUCAUAAUGAUCUACUUAACGUCGAGGAAUGGAUCCGGAAAAAUCGUCUGGUGCUAAAUGUGGAGAAAACUAAAAGUAUCCUAAUUGGAGGUCGCCAAAGGAUUAAAGUAGCACAGCCACUGAACCUAAGUAUGAAGAACAAAAGCAUUACUCAGUAUUCAUGUGUCAAACUUCUGAGAGUGCAGAUGGAUGAGGCAUUAAGUUGGAAACCCCAUUGCGAUGGUCUUUUGGAGGAUUGUUCAAAAGCGCUCGGUCUGUUGUAUAGAUUUAGUAAAUACAUACCAAAAACUGCUUUAAGAUCUAUUGCGGAUGCACUUAUACUAUCGAAACUCAACUACUGCUGUACGGUUUGGGGUUCAGCUCUGAAUCGGAAUUCUUUAGACUUUCUCCAAAUACUUCAAAACAAAGUCGCUAGAUUGAUCGUAGGUUGUAAAAUUCAUGAAAAAUCCAGAAAAGAACUACACAAUGAACUUAACUGGCUAACGGUCAGACAAAGAAUACACAUGAGAACAGCUAUGAUUAUACAUAGAACACUCUACUGGAAGGAACCAUUUACUAUAUUUAUGCAACUUCAUCCUCUCAUCAUUACCCAUGAACAUGAGACAAGAUUCGCAUCGAAGUGUAAAGGUGAUAAGUUACUACUUGCGAAACCUGUUUAUAAGAAGAAAACAUUCCUUGCUAGAGCGUUUACAACAAGAGGAAUAGAAAUUUGGAACAAUUUAAGUGUAGAGACAAAACACAUAGUAAUGAAAGGAGCUUUUAAAUCUGCUCUUCGUAAACAGUUGGCGUGGUUUAUUUGA
Paramuricea clavata is the source of this 3231-nucleotide messenger RNA. NCBI's taxonomy places the organism in Eukaryota, Metazoa, Cnidaria, Anthozoa, Malacalcyonacea, Plexauridae. The record is from the annotation of a GenBank genome assembly.